AUGUCUACUAUCACGGAAAGCAACGCUCAUUCCAAUCAAAUAUGGUAUGAACUAUUACUCGAUCGAGGUCUAAUACCGGAUUUUAUUCUUCGCCGGGGCAUUAGGAUUAUGUUGGAAGAUCGUCUGAGACAGAUUAAAUCCGAUGAUGUACAAAAGAGUCAACAGCGAAAGAUGUCGUACGUUAAACAGUUGAAAGAACGCCCAAUCGCCGAACAUACCGAUAAGGCUAACGAGCAGCACUACGAAAUCAAACUCGAACAAUUAAUUGACACGCGAACAGGCAAUGAAACUCUAGAUGAGGCAGAGGAGCGCAUGCUGGAAUCCUAUUGUGUCAAAGCCCGCGUUCAAGAUGGGAUGGAGAUUCUCGAUUUAGGCUGCGGAUGGGGUAGCUUGUGCCUGUAUUUAUGUGAGAAAUACCCGAAUGCAAAGGUCACGGCAUUAUCGAAUUCAAAUACUCAACGUGAAUACAUUAAUGAUUUGGCUCAACGAAAAGGAUACAAAAAUUUAAAUGUUAUCACGUCUGAUAUUAAGGAAUUUGAUUUUGAAAAGGGGUCCAGAUUCGAUCGCAUAUUAUCAAUUGAAAUGUUUGAACACCUGAAAAACUACGAAGAUCUCCUGAAAAAGCUUUCAAAUUGGCUUAGACCACGUGGACUCCUAUUCGUUCAUAUAUUUUGUCAUCGUGAACAACCCUAUGAUUUUAUGGUUGAGGAUGGGUGGAUGGCGAAAUAUUUCUUCACCGGGGGUACAAUGCCGUCUGCAGAUUUAUUUCUUUAUUUUCAAAGCGAUCUCAGAAUAAUUGACCAAUGGAAUAUUAAUGGCAACCAUUACAGCAGAACUUCCGAGGAAUGGGUAAAGUUGAUGGAUAAAAAUAAAAAGAAAGCAUUGGAACACUUGGCAAAGACAUAUG
Molecule: messenger RNA, 907 nt
Organism: Acaulospora colombiana
Lineage: Eukaryota; Fungi; Glomeromycota; Glomeromycetes; Diversisporales; Acaulosporaceae
Source: the annotation of a GenBank genome assembly